Molecule: messenger RNA, 822 nt
Organism: Microdochium trichocladiopsis
Lineage: Eukaryota; Fungi; Ascomycota; Sordariomycetes; Xylariales; Microdochiaceae
Exons: 1
Coding region: 1-822 (273 amino acids)
Source: RefSeq, a predicted model, not a curated record
AUGCUCAAGACGCGCAGCCGCGUGGGCGCGCUCGAAGCCACCGUCGUCCUGCAGGACCCGAGCCGCGUCCAUUACGGAUCCGCCGAGCCGGUCCGCGGCCACGUGCGGCUCUCGUACAUCCCCAACACCCAGCAGCAGCAGCAGCAGCCUGCUGCAGACCGCGAGCUCUUUGGGCCUUGCAAGGUGCACGUCGCGCUUCAGGGCUGUCUCAAGGUCGACGUGAAGCCUCGCAUCGGCUCGGCGGACCUGUACCCGGAGCACGAGCGCGUCCCGCUCUUCGCCGCCGCCGAGGCCUGCAUCUUUGACGGCGCGUUGCGGCUCACACGCGACCAUGCCGGCCUCGAACUUCCCUUUGAGCUGCGGCUCCCUGCAGCCAUUGGCGAGGAGGAGGCGGGCCAGUUUGCGCGCAAGUUCGCCUAUCACGUCCAACGCCAGCGAGGCGAGCAAGUUCGAUCUCGAUCCGCGCCAGCCACUGCCGCCCUCGAUGACGCUGUUCGGGCCCAAGCAGGCGGGCGGCGGAAGCAACACCACCGGCAGCACCAACGGCAACGACACGGUCGAGGCUGGCAGCGAGGUGAUACAGGUCGCCGUGCGGUACCAGGUGUCGUGCCGGCUCGAGAUGCCCGGGAUCGAGGUGGUCCUGAGGGACGACUACGCCGACGCGCCCACGGUCGUGGUCAACGGCCGCCCGGCCCCGGAAUGCCGCGGCGCCGAGGUCCUUUACGAGCGACCAGCGGCCAGCCAGCCUGUGCUCGGGCAGCCCGUGCAGAGCGGGGGCGCGUACGUGGUCGUCAAGGACCGCGAUCUCGCCUCGCCGCAUGA